AUGGCCACGACAACAACAACCACGAUGACAACCGUCUCCCCAACAGAACAUAAAUCCUUCUCCUCACACAUCACAUCCCUCCUUAAAUUCCUCUCUUCCUUCCAAGGAGACCUCGCCAACGCAACGGGGCCCCCGUCUUUCCUCGCCCCUGUCUCCGUCACAGAAGUCGGCUGCUGCUGGGCACAGUACCCGCGUCUCUUCUCCGCUGCAGCGUUUGAGCCUGCCCCUGAGAAGAGGGCACUGCACGUGCUGAGGUGGUUUCUGAGUUCGCUAAGGACGCAGCUAUACACGGGCAUUGAGUUCGACAAAAUCAGAAAUGGAAAUGGCAAGAACACAACACGCGGACACUCCAUCCGCAAACCGUUAAACGCCUUUUUGGGCGAAGUUUUCCUCGCUGAAUGGAAGGACGACAGAGCUGGCGCCAAGACCAGGUUGGUUUCCGAACAAGUCAGCCACCACCCGCCCAUCACAGCCAUGCACAUCUCGGACGAAUCAGCCGGCGUCCGCGCCGAUGGCUAUGCCCGCGUGGAGAUGACGUUCAACGGCGCCGUGCAUGUCAACCAGGUCGGUCACGCUAUCUACCGGGUCGAUAGGUAUAACGAAGAGUAUCUCGUCCCCUUGCCUGAUGUGAAAGUCAAGGGGUUUUUGUCUGGCUGCUUGUACCCCGAAAUCACUGGGACAUAUCACAUCCUAGGAAUCAACGGGUUUGCGGCAGAGAUCAAAUUCUGGGGGGAGAGCGUGCUGAGCAGGGCGAAGAGGAACUCGUUUGAGGCGAAGAUAUAUCGGAAGGGGGAUUCGAAGAAGACGGCGAUCUACACUGUGGUUGGGUGUUGGAGUGAAGGGGGAUGGACGGUCAAGGAUGCCAAGACGGGACAGGUGAUUGAGAAGUUUGAUCUCGAUGCGCCGGAGAACCAGGCAAUACCGAUCACAUUGCUUCCCGUCGAGGAGCAGGAUGAGUGGGAGUCGCGACGGGCAUGGGCUGGUGUAAUUGAGGGGUUGAAGACGGGCAACUUGUCGCAGGUUGUCGAGGAGAAAUCAAAGCUGGAGCAGGCGCAGCGGCAGAUGAGGGCCAUGGAGGCAGUUAGAGGCGUUACGUGGGAGCCACUGUUCUUUAGGUCUUGCUCUGGCGAAGAGCAUGAGGUGUUCAGGAGGAUGGUGAAGGAGUGGGGGCUGGAGAGGGAAUGGAAGUUGGAGGGGGAAAGGACGAAGGGGGUUUGGAGGGUAAAUGAAGAGGCCGUCAAGGGGUUGAAGAGACCAUUUAGGAAAGGGGUAUCUCCGACGGGCUAUCAUGAGACGUCAUGA
Thermochaetoides thermophila DSM 1495 is the source of this 1302-nucleotide messenger RNA. Its product is annotated as putative oxysterol binding protein. Lineage: Eukaryota; Fungi; Ascomycota; Sordariomycetes; Sordariales; Chaetomiaceae. Gene Ontology annotation, biological process: maintenance of cell polarity; exocytosis; piecemeal microautophagy of the nucleus. Gene Ontology annotation, molecular function: oxysterol binding. Gene Ontology annotation, cellular component: cytosol; membrane; intracellular membrane-bounded organelle. The record is from RefSeq and is a predicted model, not a curated record. Bases 1 to 1302 code for a protein of 433 amino acids. The transcript has a single exon.